AACCACAUUGUCCCUUUACACAAUGAUGAUAAAUUAAGUUCCUCGCACACAAGCAUUGUUUGGCUAAAUUAAGUCUCAACUCUCUCAGUUGUUAGCUGGAACUUUAGUUUUCCACUAACUUUUAGUUUUAAAACACUUCUUGUGGCUGGCCUAUAAGCAGGAGAAGUUCUUCAUUAUUUACUUAAAGCUAAAUGGAAAUAGAAUUCUCGAUUGUCUUCAACCAAAACUCCAACUCCUUGUCCUUUCAUCAGUGAGAAAUAAUUUGGAACAGCAUUUUGGUUUGAAUGUGGAUGCCACUAUGCUUAAAACAAUAUCCCCUUCGAUUGCAUCUCUUCAACUUAUCCAAUAUUGUGAGGCAUUAGGUGGAGCUUAUCUGGCUGUUCCAAGAUCUUGAAGUAUUGAGUCUCAAUCUCUUACAUAACUCAUAGAAAUAGGUCUAAUUAAAACCCAGACUCUCAAGGCCCAAAUAUUGCAAAUAAAGGAGCCACAGUUAGCCUGGCAUAGAUCUCUGAUAGCGUGAACUCCUCCUUAAGCCUGCAACAAAGCUUGUCUGUAUAAUUCUUCCUGGAAACUGGAAGUUUGAUUCUUGAGUUUGGCUGCAUAACAUUGGGUUA
Messenger RNA from Moneuplotes crassus, 614 nucleotides. The record is from the annotation of a GenBank genome assembly. Lineage: Eukaryota; Ciliophora; Spirotrichea; Euplotida; Euplotidae.